Messenger RNA from Lingula anatina, 2432 nucleotides. RefSeq lists its product as uncharacterized. The record is from RefSeq and is a predicted model, not a curated record. Gene Ontology annotation, molecular function: BMP binding; receptor ligand activity. NCBI's taxonomy places the organism in Eukaryota, Metazoa, Brachiopoda, Lingulata, Lingulida, Lingulidae. Gene Ontology annotation, biological process: animal organ morphogenesis.
CCGAGCGCUGCCAAUUAUUGGCAACAUCUCGUUCGCACUGUCGAAAUCUCGCGGAUAAUGUCGCGAUCUCGGGCAUAAAAGGCUGGCAACGCGUCAGCUUGCCGUGAUUUAUAACGCCGUCUACACAGCGCUGUAAUGUUACAGACACCUGUUAAAAUCGUUUUUGAAAUGUCUGCGGUCUGGAAUCGCCGUGAAAAAUGCACAAGACGUGAAGUAACCCCACGCUACAGACAACUGUUUUCUUCUAAACAAUGAGGACGGGGCCACAAGUGGAAAGCUAACGGAAGCGCCAGCCAUAGACAAGUUUAUGUUAUAUUAGAAAUAAUAUUGAAUUAAAGAGACCACAGGAACCGGGGCGGUAUAUUUUCAAGGAAAUGAAUCCAUGAAAGCAUUAUUUAAGACGCAAGACGAUGGAUUAAUAAUUGGCAGAUACCAAAAGAAGUAGACAAGAUAAGAAGUCAUUAUUAGCUGAUAGCGUUGCUAAGGGGAGAAAUCAGUUAUUUAAAAGAACCAAGAUGGCCGCAGUGUUCUUGUUGGUGAUGGUGACCACUUCUAGCGUCUUUGUAGCAGGACAGGACGCCCAUCCGCCGCUCCAAAGUAUCGUGUUCCACUCAGAGAGCCACACGUGGUGUGAGUCCAGACCAAUACAGCAGAUCUUGACACAGCCGGGAUGUGAAAGUCAGAGUGUCGAAAAUAAAGUCUGCGUUGGCCAAUGCUACUCCUACUCCGUGCCCAACACCUUGCCCAGUCAGAACGCAGGACUACUGCAGAGGCAUGACGUGUGUAAGCCAGCACGAGCACGAUGGGAAAAGGUGACGCUUCAGUGUGCAAAUGGACACAUGCUGCCAAAGUUUGUCCAGAUAAUAGAGGAGUGCGCAUGCGCAAGUUGCGGCACAUCUUCACGCCAGACAGGUUUAGGGACGCAAGACGAAUCUGAAACCAAGCAAUACUCUCCUGAGGAUGAAGGAAGGGAUUGCGAUAGCUGUGAUAGCGACAUUGUGUUAGGUGUGGCAGAGGACUCAGAAGGUGCCCCCGACGCAAAGACACUGGAUCAACUGCAGCGGGAUUUUCCACCCGAAAGAACGGAUUAUUCGUUGGAUAAUUUCCUGAUUCGGCAGGCGCAGGAACGAAUGGUGGAAUUGCGACAGAUAAAGCGGCAAGAGAACCUCACCGAAGCAGACGAUCACGUUGAUUUUACACCCGAUUUCAGAGCCAACGUGACAUCAAUCAGAGGGCGUAUUCGGGGGCGUGGCUUAGAUGCAUUGCUAGGUAGCACUAACGUGACGUCCAAUAGAGGACAGGGAAAGAGGCGUGGUCUGACCAGAGCAGCAAGACGACGUUUACUUGUCAUGCUGGAGAGGAGACGAAAGCAAAAUGGCGAAAAUGAUGACAGCAACGACGAAAAAAGUGUCACAGGUUACGAACAUUUGCAACGAUCUCUUUCCCGUAAAAAAACGUUGUGAGCCCAAAAAAACAGUUGCAUGACAUGGUCAAAUUGGUGUUUAGAAAAAUGAAAUACUCUCUGACACCUAAUAUUGAUAUUCACCCGUGACCAUGUAAUUCAUUCGCUGUUGUUUUAAAUGGUCCAUUUUUAAACUUAAGCUCAAAGCCGAUAGUAUAUUUUAUAUUUUAGUUAGAUACAACUUAUUUAUUAUGAAUGCAAAGCAGAGUAUAUCAUAAGUUAUAAGUUAAUCAGUUGCAAUUGUGAAUGGCACGGUUCAAAUUACACUUCCAAUAUACCGAUAUUUUUUAUGUGAUGCCGAAAAAUUUUUCUUUUAAACAACGUUGGAGAAUGAACAUAAAGUGCAAUUAAAUUAUUAUUUACAGUAGUAAACGACGUGCAGUUACUUGUAUUUAUUCGUCGUUCUGUCGUUUUAAUUAUCAGCUAUUUUUCGUUCAUUUUAUAUGAUUGGACGGAUGUUUAAUUUUCUAAGGACCAAAAUGGAAUAUUUUGCUGUUGUUUACGUUACAGGCUAGGCUUAAUUAUUAUUAUUAUGCUACUGGUAUCACAGCCCCGGCUUGCUAGAAUAAACAGCUUCUAAAAGUUAUAGGUAUAGUUUUGUCUAUACAGCAGUUUUAAUUGGAGCAAUUUCUACUCCAAUAUUUCAACUUUUUGCUAAGGCUUUUGGAGCAGUACGUAUAAUGUAUAAACUGAGUGUUUAUGUUUAGCAGUUUUAAAACUGAUUUCUCUACUGGGCAAACGACUGAAGAGCUUAGAUGAUUGCUAGGGUGUCUAUCCCUGGUCCCAUCUGAGUAGAAGUACUUUCAUUUAUAACAUAAAUUGCUAUUCCGCUCUUUCUUUUUACUUUCGCUGAGGUAUGGACUCUGGCAAAAACCACUAUUUAAGCUGCAUAUGCUAAUUCUUUAAGAACAUAUUGUUUGUAUGCCUAUUGAACAUCCACAUAUAUGAAUAAAAAGAUGCAUUAAUUAAA